AUGGCAGCGUUUCUAGGCAUCAUGAUAAUUAUGGGUGUUGAUCCAAAAGGGGAACUAAAUGACUAUUGGUCAACAAAUACUGCUUUAAGAAAUGAAAAAAUUGCAGGUGUAAUGAGCCGUAAUAGGUUUCAAAAAAUAUUGCAAUAUUUUCAUGUCAAUGAUGCAAGAAAUGAUCCAGCUAAUAAAAGUAAUCCUGCUGAGAGAGCUACAGAGAGAAGACAUAGACCAAUGUAUAAAGUUGCACCAAUACUGAAAACUGUAAUACAUCAAUCACAACAGAUGUAUAAUCUUCAUUGUGAGGUGGCAAUAGACGAAGCCAUCAUUGGGUAUAAAGGGAGAUAUAAUGGAAUUCCAACUGUGUUCAUCCAGGGAAAACCCAGAGCCAAAGGGUUCAAAGUAUAUGUUUUGGCAGAUAGUCAUUCAAAUUACGUGGCUAAUCUCAAAUUUAUGACUAGUACUGGAAGUCAUGAAGAGGAUAUGCGAAACGUUUCCAAAACUGCUGCCUUAUGCGAGAAUUUAAUCCAGCCAUUCACUGGAUUACAUCAUGUUCUCUACACAGAUAGUUAUUAUACCAGCAUUGAGAUGGCCAGUAGGCUCCUGGACUAUCACCAUACCUAUGUUGUUGGAAGUAUGCGCCAAGAUAGAAGGGGAUUCCCAAAUGCCCUUCGCACAAAUCCCAGAAGAAACCCAGCAAGUAACCAGACUUUCCAUAGUCUGAUUGCUGGAAAUAAUGUGGAGCCAAUUACAUGUAUAAUUUAG
Saccoglossus kowalevskii is the source of this 759-nucleotide messenger RNA. Its product is annotated as piggyBac transposable element-derived protein 5-like. The record is from RefSeq and is a predicted model, not a curated record. Lineage: Eukaryota; Metazoa; Hemichordata; Enteropneusta; Harrimaniidae.